AUCACUACAGUAGUGAUGAUGACAGUAUGGUGUAUCACUACAGGUGUGAGAGUGUCAGCAGCUACAGUGUCAGCAGCAACAGUGACGUCACUACCCAGCACACCGAUGGUGGCGCUGGACCUGACUGAUGUGACUGAUGAUAUAGUGAGUCGUGCCUGUGACCUGGCCCAGGAGCUACAACCACCAGGAGGGUACUGGAAGAUCGAGUGUGGUAGCAAAGUAACAGUGGCGGGCAUCCAAGACAUGAUCCAUCACCUGCAUCACCGCAGUGUUAAGAUGGAGGUUGUGCCAGUAGAGACCAGCGUCAGCAUCACACGACAACAGCGGCGCCAGCUGCUCACCCUGGCUAAGUCAACACUCAACUGUCGCUUAAUAAUGUGAGUGUCUGUGUUACUUGUGUUAUUAUCAUCUUAAUGGUAGCAGCUAUAUUCAUGGUAGCUACCAUCAUCGCAGCUUCCUUCAUGGUAGCCGCAAUAUUCAU
This is a messenger RNA of Cherax quadricarinatus, 481 nucleotides long. The record is from RefSeq and is a predicted model, not a curated record. NCBI's taxonomy places the organism in Eukaryota, Metazoa, Arthropoda, Malacostraca, Decapoda, Parastacidae.